Nerophis lumbriciformis (worm pipefish) is the source of this 2826-nucleotide messenger RNA. The record is from RefSeq and is a predicted model, not a curated record. NCBI's taxonomy places the organism in Eukaryota, Metazoa, Chordata, Actinopteri, Syngnathiformes, Syngnathidae.
AUGGCUCUGAAGCUGUCGGUCGCGGCCCUCGUUCUGCUCGUCAGGCUUCAGCCUUCGCUCGCCGGCGCUCCUCCCGAGCCGAGCGUAAGCGGAUCGGCGUCGGCGCCGUCUCCCAAUAAGACGGAUUGCGGCAAGGCGGAAGAGUGCUCGCCCGGUGUCCUGUUGCCCGUGUGGGAGCCCGUGAACCCGUCGUUCGGCGACAAAGUCGCCCGGGCGACGGUGUACUUCGUAGCUUUGGUGUACAUGUUCCUGGGCGUUUCCAUCAUCGCCGACCGCUUCAUGGCGUCCAUCGAAGUGAUCACCUCUCAGGAGAAGGAGAUCACCAUCAAGAAACCCAACGGCGAGACCAGCACCACCACGGUUCGCAUCUGGAACGAGACCGUCUCCAACCUCACCCUCAUGGCUCUGGGAUCCUCGGCUCCGGAGAUCCUGCUGUCCGUCAUCGAGGUGGUGGGCCACGGCUUCGACGCGGGCACCCUGGGCCCCUCCACCAUCGUGGGCUCGGCCGCCUUCAACAUGUUCGUCAUCAUCGGGAUUUGCGUUUGGGUGGUGCCCGACGGCGAGACCAGGAAGGUGAAGCAUCUGAGGGUCUUCUUCGUCACCGCGUCCUGGAGCAUCUUCGCCUACAUCUGGCUCUACCUGAUCUUGUCGGUCAUCUCGCCCGGAGUGGUGCAGGUGUGGGAGGCCCUGCUCACUUUCUUCUUCUUCCCCAUCUGCGUGGUUUUCGCCUGGGUGGCGGACCGCCGCUUGCUCUUCUACAAGUACGUGUACAAACGCUACAGGACGGGCAAGCAGCGCGGCAUGAUCAUCGAGACCGAAGGCGACCGGCCGCUUCCUUCUAAGGUGGACAUCGAGAUGGAUGGCAAGAUGCUCAACUCACACGGUGUGGACUUCCUGGACGGCCCGUUGGGUUUGGAUAUCGACGAGAAGGACCUGGACGAGGAGGAGACUCGUAGGGACAUGGCCAAGAUUCUCAAGGAGCUCAAGCAGAAGCAUCCCGACAAAGAGGUGGAGCAGCUAAUCGAGCUAGCCAACUACCAGGUCCUGAGCCAGCAGCAGAAGAGUCGCGCUUUCUACCGCUGCCAGGCCACCCGACUCAUGACGGGCGCGGGCAACAUCCUGAAGAAACACGCCGCCGACCAGGCGCGCAAAGCCGUCAGCAUGCACGAGGUGCGCUCAGACAUCGGGGACAACGACCCCAUCUCCAAGGUGUUCUUCGAACCCGCCACCUACCAGUGUCUGGAGAACUGCGGCACGGUGGCGGUGAACGUCAUGCGACGGGGCGGCGACCUAGCCAAAACAAUAUCCGUGGAGUACCGGACCGAGGACGGCACGGCCAACGCCGGCUCGGACUACGAGUUCACCGAGGGCGUGGUGGUGUUCAAACCCGGCGAGACGGUCAAGGAGAUCCGCGUGGGGAUCAUCGACGACGACAUCUUCGAGGAGGACGAGAACUUCCUCAUCCACUUGUCUAACGUCAAAGUCCUGACCUCGGAGGGCGAGGAGCCCGCCGAGGACGAAUCAGCCAAUCACGUGGACUCGGUGGCCUGCCUGGGCCUGCCGGCCACGGCCACCGUCACCAUUUUUGACGACGACCACGCCGGCAUCUUUACGUUCGAGGAGCCCGUCUUUCACGUCAGCGAGAGCGUGGGCACCAUGGAGGUGAAGGUACUGAGGACGUCGGGCGCCCGCGGUGUGGUGACGUUGCCGUACAAGACGGUGGAAGGGACGGCGCGCGGCGGCGGCGAGGACUUCGAGGACGCGCACGGAGUGCUGGAGUUCCAGAACGACGAGAUCUUGAAGAGCAUAACGGUUAGGAUCUUAGACCGGGAGGAGUACAAUAAGCAGUCCUCCUUCUACAUUCUGCUUCAAGCACCAGAGUGGAGGAGAUGCAACGGAACAGAUUGGACAGAGGAGAAGCAGCAGCAUAAGGAAGAGGAGGUCAAGGAGGAAGAGGAGGCUCUAACAGGGAAGGACAAGGAGGAAGAGCGGCGCAUCGCCGAGAUGGGGCGCCCCAUGCUGGGGGAUCACGUCAAACUGGAGGUGGUCAUUGAGGAAUCUUACGAGUUCAAGAACACGGUGGACAAACUGAUCAAGAAGACCAAUCUGGCUCUGCUGGUGGGGACUAACAGCUGGAGAGAUCAGUUCAUCGAGGCCAUCACUGUGAGCGCAGGCGAGGACGACGACGACGAAGAGUGCGGCGAGGAGAAGCUACCGUCGUGCUUCGACUACGUCAUGCACUUCCUGACCGUUUUCUGGAAGGUCCUGUUCGCCUUCGUGCCGCCCACCGAGUACUGGAACGGCUGGGCGUGCUUCGUGGUGUCCAUCUGCAUGAUCGGCCUGCUCACCGCCUUCAUCGGCGACCUGGCGUCUCACUUUGGCUGCACGGUGGGCCUGAAGGACUCGGUGACCGCGGUGGUGUUCGUCGCCUUGGGAACGUCGGUACCAGAUACAUUUGCCAGCAAGGUGGCCGCCAUCCAGGAUCAGUAUGCAGACGCCUCCAUUGGCAACGUGACCGGCUCCAAUGCUGUCAAUGUGUUCCUGGGCAUCGGGGUGGCGUGGUCCAUUGCGGCCAUCUACCACCAGAGCAACAAUAACCAGUUCCGGGUGGACCCGGGCAAGCUGGCCUUCUCCGUCACGCUCUUCACCAUCUUUGCCUUCAUCUGCGUCGCCAUGCUGAUGUACCGGCGGCGGCCGGAGAUCGGCGGCGAGCUGGGCGGGCCGCGGACUGCCAAGGCCCUGACCACCAUGCUCUUCGUCAGCCUGUGGCUCCUGUACAUCCUGUUCUCCUCACUGGAGGCCUACUGCCACAUCCAAGGCUUCUAG